AUGUCCGGCAUCCCGCCCUCCCCCCGCUUCUACCAGCAGCCGCUGCGCUACCUCAAAUGGGCCUCGUUCAACAAGCCUGCAUACUUCUACAGCAUCGUCGUUGGCUGCGCUGGCCCUAUUCUGGUCUUCACCGUACCAUCGAUCAGGAGGUACCUGGGCGAGGAGCCGAUUCCUAAGAUCCCGUUGACAUACCCGAUCCCCAAGGGCCAAAGACCAAGGCCAACCGGAUUUGACGAUGAGUAG
Ascochyta rabiei is the source of this 243-nucleotide messenger RNA. RefSeq names its product n19m, NADH-ubiquinone oxidoreductase 9.5 kDa subunit. NCBI's taxonomy places the organism in Eukaryota, Fungi, Ascomycota, Dothideomycetes, Pleosporales, Didymellaceae. The transcript has a single exon. The record is from RefSeq and is a predicted model, not a curated record. Bases 1 to 243 code for a protein of 80 amino acids.